AUGGAUACAGAUAUCACUGCUCUUAUUGAAGAAGCUACACGAGCGGGAGCAACGGGCGCAUCAUACACAGUCCGUAUCGGAUUAGUUCGCAGCUUGAAGAAAAAGGAUACGGGUGUUCUGGCCGCGUUCAAUCUCUGGUGUGCAACACGGGACAAAGUUCAUCAGAUUGCGGGUCAAUACAAGACAAGAAAUUCCAUCAAAGCCGCACUUGAAGCCCGACCCUCUCUUUUCUACGACAUCACCAAUAACCUCCGUGAUUACGGCCCCAAAAUCUGGAAUGAUGGGGUAAAAGAUGGAAAGUUUGUCACGAAAGUCAACAAACCCAAGUACCCAAAACAUCUGGUUUUUAAGAACCGUAAGGAUCAGCACAUAAUACGAAAGCAUCUCUUCGGAUGGGUUGUUCAGCGCGCUUGUCGCACAUCCGAAGAAUGGGGACGUACCGGCCCUAGGAAACGAAAGCAUAACAUACCACCAACACAGCCGCGUGUUGCAAAAGCAGUGGUUAUACGUCGUCCAAAUCGGCAGGGUCGUCAAGUGGCUUCGUUUCCGGAUAUCGAUGAUGAUAGCAUGGAUGAGCUUGGUGACCUGGUAGAUCCGGAGGCAAAGAAGCCCCGACGUAAUCCACCAACUCGCAUGGCCAAUGUCAACCUGCCGCCGUCCACCAAAAAAACACGCAUGGCGCUAUCCAAUGCCCACGACCAAAGAUUCGAGGAGGGAGUCCGCAAAGAGGCCUUGUUGACUGAUCCUCUCACUAGUAGGGUAGCACCUGCGCCAGCUGUUAAGAAGCGUGGGCGACCUAGGUCAACAAACAAAGUAGACACCAACCCCCAGCCACCGCGCAGACAGAAGAAACAGAAAGAUCAGUUCACAAUAGUGCAUUCAGAAUCUGAAAUAAAUGGGACGAUACAAAAACCCAAUAGCAGCACAGAUCAAGAACGGGACGUCCAACCUCCACCAUCCGAUCACUCCCAGCAUGAACGAGAGUGUCUCGAUUCGAUAAUUCUUCUACUCCUAGAGCGACAUGACCCAGGAACCCACGAUAUCGAAGAGUUACAACAAACAAUCGUACUGACCACGAAGAUAUCGCAAAACGAUUCUCAACGCCUCCGAACCAUUCUUGGCCACGCUUACGAAGCAUGCCAAAAAGCCCUGGAUAGAUUUCUCACCUGUCUCAAAGAGAUCGUCGCAUUCCGCCAAAUGACCAACUUCACAGGGGACGCCACCACCAGAGCUGCUUUCUGCGCCCAAACCCUGACAACAGAGCAGAAAAAGUCUGCACGGGGCUCGCUCACACACAUGAAGCGCAAGAAGGCCGAAUGGGUCGCUGAGUCAAACUUUUCUGAGGGGUUCUCGAGGAACUUGGCGUUGCUGCUGCUUGAGAUGAUUAGUUGGGGUGAUAUACCGAUGAGUUUUCCGGAGAUGCAAGAGUAUUUGCUGCGGUUCAAUGAGAGUCUUCUAGCGUGGUUCUAG
Pyrenophora tritici-repentis Pt-1C-BFP is the source of this 1470-nucleotide messenger RNA. RefSeq lists its product as uncharacterized. Lineage: Eukaryota; Fungi; Ascomycota; Dothideomycetes; Pleosporales; Pleosporaceae. The record is from RefSeq and is a predicted model, not a curated record.